Messenger RNA from Symbiodinium sp. CCMP2456, 324 nucleotides. The record is from the annotation of a GenBank genome assembly. NCBI's taxonomy places the organism in Eukaryota, Dinophyceae, Suessiales, Symbiodiniaceae.
GCUAUCAAAGCCAAUCGGGCUACUGGCCAGUACCCGUCACUGGCACAGAAGCACCUGAGUGGGGCUGAGUCCAUAAUCCUGGUGCGGUGGCUGGCUGGGAUAUGUUGGGCUGUGGCUUCUGUCACGAACAGCCAGCAUGAUUUGCUACGAGCUGGCGUCUUCGUUGGCCUGGACCAACUUCGAAAUACUUUUGCUGAUGCCGGGCCUGUGCUGAGUGCCCGUGAGCUGGAAGCUGCUGAAUUCUUCAAAGACUUGUAUCAUUGCUCUCUCCUGGGAGUCCCGUCAAACAUGUUCUGGGGAUGUUGCACUGUGGGCUCAUGUUAG